This is a messenger RNA of Protopolystoma xenopodis, 378 nucleotides long. The record is from the annotation of a GenBank genome assembly. Lineage: Eukaryota; Metazoa; Platyhelminthes; Monogenea; Polystomatidea; Polystomatidae.
AUGUGCACGAGAGUGAAACGGAGCUAUUGGGCGCUCCGGGUGCCGGCCGGAGUUCAGGAGAGUGGAGCGACAAACUUCUGCGCUCUGGCUGAGUCACCGAGGGGCGGGGACUCGGAGAUGUAUCCCGUAUCGGAGCCAGGAGCCGGGUGUCAUCGUGGCAGUCUUGUCAACGCACUGGAGAGGAAUAGAAAGGAAUGUAAAUCGGUCCGGACUGUUCAGUCGUCCAAUCCAAUCCAAUCCAGCCCAGGGGAGCCAGGAAAAAUCACCAAACAACCCUUGCCCCCAUCUGGCCGUUCGGCCCACCUUUUCUUGCCCACAUCUCGAGCUGGCCUGAGCUCGUCUCCGACCAUUAGGCUCUUUAAAGCUGAGCAAAUUUGA